Molecule: messenger RNA, 558 nt
Organism: Miscanthus lutarioriparius
Lineage: Eukaryota; Viridiplantae; Streptophyta; Magnoliopsida; Poales; Poaceae
Source: the annotation of a GenBank genome assembly
AUGGCACUUCCUGCCAAGAAGGUGUCUCUCAGCGUGGUGGUGGCCAUCCUCCUCCUCUUCUCUGCUGCAUCAUUCCCCGUGCAUGCACGCAGCAGGAGCUAUGGCAAAGUCCCACGCUGGGCGUCGUCGGCGGCCACCACGCCGGAGAAUAAACGACCCGGGCAGACCAUCUCCAAGGGACACAAGAACUACGAGCUCAUGCUGCAGCUGCAACUGGGUAUCAGGAGAGAUUUAAUUCUGUGCUCUCACAAUGUGGUCUGGCAUUCCGUGGGAAAGUCUUCGGCUGUGCCGAUGCGAGCACUGGAACAGGGCGAUUUUGACCCAGGGGAGAAGUUCUGGACACGGUUCCCACCAGAGGGUUCGAAGGUCACACUACCACAUUCAACCGCGGAGUUCCGGUGGAAGGACUACUGCCCCAUGGUGUUCAGGCAUUUGAGGAAGUUGUUUGCUGUUGAUACAGCGGAUUACAUGCUUGCGAUCUGUGGCAAUGAUGCUCUGAGGGAGCUGUCUUCACCCGGGAAAAGCGGGAGCUUCUUUUACCUUACCCAAGAUGACUGA